AUUUUCAGAUCAUAUUCAUGUCAUCUCUAAUCUCUAAAUUCUGAUUUGAAGCUCCGACUGAGUUGCUGAUAAUUCAAAAAGACGCGAAGUGAAAGUGGGCAUUCUCCCCAUUUAUUUGAACAAAUCUUUAUUCCAUUUCAAUUGAAGUAAAAUGGAUGGAUAGCACCAUGGAUGCAUCAGGAGAACCAAUCCCAACAUCAUCGGUGCUGAUGGCAGCUGCGAAGCAUAUAGGGACUAGGUGCCGUGGAGAGAACAUGGCAUUUUUGAAGUGCAAGAAGGAUGAUCCCAACCCCGAGCAAUGCCUUGAUAAAGGACGUCAAGUAACUGAAUUCGUUCUUCACCUGCUGAAAGAUCUCCACCAGAACUGCAAUAAAGAAAUGGACGCAUAUGCAGGAUGCAUGUAUUACCACACAAAUGAAUUUGAGCUUUGUCGCAAGGAGCAGCAGUCAUUCGAGAAAGCAUGCCCCUUCUUAUAACUAGCAAAAAAACAACCUACAUCUUGUGAGUUUGUAAUAAUAAAAUUGCCCUGCUGAUUUUUCUGUCAAAUGUACUUAAGAUCAAAUGUACUUAAGAUCAACUUUUUUUCCUCUGUAUGGUGUUAGAAAACUCUUUCCCAUGCCAGGGAUGCCAUGCUCAGGGAUAUCUUUUCGUCUUCGUGUUAAACUCGAUUUCAUUGCUAAUAUUCUCAUACUUGUUUAA
This is a messenger RNA of Salvia splendens (bonfire salvia), 699 nucleotides long. RefSeq names its product NADH dehydrogenase [ubiquinone] 1 alpha subcomplex subunit 8-B. Bases 156 to 476 code for a protein of 106 amino acids. The record is from RefSeq and is a predicted model, not a curated record. NCBI's taxonomy places the organism in Eukaryota, Viridiplantae, Streptophyta, Magnoliopsida, Lamiales, Lamiaceae. The transcript has 3 exons. Gene Ontology annotation, biological process: mitochondrial electron transport, NADH to ubiquinone. Gene Ontology annotation, cellular component: respiratory chain complex I.